Messenger RNA from Limulus polyphemus (Atlantic horseshoe crab), 2085 nucleotides. Its product is annotated as protein ABHD14B-like. The record is from RefSeq and is a predicted model, not a curated record. The coding region runs from base 122 to 1060 and encodes 312 amino acids. The transcript is spliced from 5 exons. Gene Ontology annotation, cellular component: cytoplasm. NCBI's taxonomy places the organism in Eukaryota, Metazoa, Arthropoda, Merostomata, Xiphosura, Limulidae.
ACCUAGCGGUUCAAAGCAAAGAUCAUCUCGUGAGCUUUAGAUUGUUAAAGAAAGCAUCCUUCAUCCCAAAUCGUUAUUGUGGAUUUUUUGUGCUGUAACUGGCUUGAAAGUUAAACCAAUCAUGGCAACAGGCCGGCAGAUAGUGAUGACAGGCCUGCUCUCCAUACCCUUGUGGCUUGCUGCUGCUUUUCUGCUCUAUUGGCCUUCUGAUGCUGACCCUAAGAGUAUUCCUCACCCCAUAGGUUGGUCUGGAUCCAAGGAUGAGACAAAGGACCCCUCAACCUCCAACUUUUGGAAGCAUGUAGACUUGAAGUCUCAGGAAAUACCAGAAACGGUGACAAAAAGAAGUGCUAGCAUAAAGGUUAAAGAAAGUGUCUUGUCUGUUGAUAAUGUUCAAGUUUUUUAUCGCGAAGCUCAAUCUGAAGGGGAGUCCAGUGCCCAUAUCUCUAUACUCCUUCUUCAUGGAGCUGCAUUUUCUUCAGAAACGUGGCUACACCUGGGCACCAUACAAAUUUUGGCUGCAAUGGGCUACCGUACUGUUGCUAUAGAUGUACCUGGUUAUGGUAAAUCUUCAUUGGCAGACAUAUCUGAUCAUGGUGAAUUCCUCAACCAUGUCAUCAAAGCCUUGGACUUGAAACGACCUGUGGUGGUCAGUCCCAGUAUGAGUGGUACAUAUGCACUUCCGUAUUUGUUAAAACACUCUGAGGAAAUGGGUGGCUACAUUCCAGUUGCCCCUGUAGGAACAGGUAUACUUGAAAGGCAGUCUUGUGCCAGUAGUCAGACAGAGGAGGAUCAAUUGGCUAGUGUUUGUGAAAGCUUGAGAAAGUUCCUGAAACCUCCACUUCCCAACUUAAGUUGUAUUAAGACUCCAACUCUAGUGGUGUUUGGAGAGUAUGAUCGUGGGAAGCACUCGGCAUUGUUGUGCUUGUUGCCAAGAAGCCAAGCAGCAGAGAUUCCUGAAGGACGGCACCCAGCUUACCUGGAUAACCCAAAACUGUGGCAUAAACUGCUAUACAACUUUCUUGGCCAUGCUGCGCAGCUGGCAGCUAAGAGCCAAUAAAUAACCGUUUCUGUUGUUGAGACUAAUGUUUCUUGUUACUCUUAAUGUACUGCACUUGACAGCUUGGUUUUAUUGCACCUUAACAAGUAUGCUUAAGAUGAUAGCAGCUUUAAGCUACUAAAAUCAAUAUCAUAUUGAUAUAAAUUAUUUUCAGGUGCACUGUCUAAUUUCUUUAAGUAAAUCUCUCUAUAUUUUAACCGAACAGAAAAAUAAACAUAAUCAAAUGUUAAAGUAUUAAAAUAUUUGGUGCAUAUUCAAUAUCCAUAUGUUAUUAUUAUAUUUGCUUUGAUUUUCUUAUAUUUUCAUUUGUGGUUUGAAAAACGAGAUGCAAUCUUGCACAAUGUACGUAAAUAAGAGUAAGGUGGGUGUAAACAUUUGAUAGAAAUAAGAAAAGUUUUAGAUUCAGCUAAGUUCUUGAAGAUAUGAAGCAUUUCUGUUUUAUCAUAAUUCACUUAUAUUUUACUGCUUUGCUUAACUACUUGCUCCUCAUAAAGGCUUCAAAAUAUCAGAUGGAAUUUGUGUCUGCCAUGAAUAACAUUGACUACAGAACUAUGUAAUACUUGAGAUUCUGGUGAAGUGAGAAUACAACAUUACUUUCAUGAAUAUAAUAUCUGUUGUGUUACUUUGCUGGUGCCAAACAAAUGGUACGUAUUAUAUGUAUAUAAAGUUUUGUAUCAAGUAAAGCUUAUGAAUUUUUUUUAUUUGUCCAAGCUUUAAGGAUACUGUCUAAAAGAUCCUUUGACUUAGCUAACAAAAAUUAUUUGUUGACAAGAAACAGUUUUAUCCUUCAGCAACUUGUCAAUACAAGCUGUUGUUGUUGCAAGUUAAAGAUAUGUGAACAACAUGUUGUUUUGUAACUUCUGGCAAGUCAUGAUUUAUUUCUUCAACACCACUUGAUCCUUUGUUUAAUAGAUGAUGUUCCAUAGGACCUUGAAAGUGCCUUUACACAAAUGUGUUUUUGGGAUAAUUGAUGAGUUGUAAUCCUUUGAGUUAAAAGAAAAUAAAAAGCAUUUAUGGUGAUUAAA